GUGCGGCUCAGUCGAGGAAAACUAGGUCUGGAUUCUUGCAGAAGCGAAUCGGUCGCCUGCGCUGUUGCCGCUGGUCGUGAGAAACGGCACGGUUCGGAGACUUUCCGUAACGAACUUCCAUCGCGGCGCCUGGGCGACAUCCAACGGAAAUAGAGCUGUGUAACUUCAGAACGCAGCAAAGGAGAGUGUGAAAAGGAGCGGAAAAAUCCCCGCGGCAAACGUCGGCAGCGAUGGACGGACCGUGCCAGCUGCCAGACCUGCCUCCCACGAACCCCAUCCCGUUCCAUCGCGGGGAGACGGACCUGAGCAAGUGGCGGGUCCUGAGCCUCCUCGACGCGGGCUUCCUCGAGUCUCUCCGCACGGUCUACGUCUUCGGCGUCGCGGGGAAGGAGGUCAUCGCGGUGAAGAGGGACGGAGGCGUCUACGGGUUGGGGACGAAUCGCUCCGGUUGCCUCGGGAUUGGGACUGCUGCCCCGACUUUGGAGCCGCGUAAGAUAGAAACCCUCUCGAGAAAAGUAAUCAAAAUGUAUAAAUUUGGCAAACGGUCACGGUGGUCAUCAGAUAUAGCAGCUGGGCUCGAUCACGUUCUCGCGUGCACGAGCGGAGGAGAGCUGUAUUCCUGGGGUGACAACACCCGCGGUCAGCUGGGGAUAAAAUCCGCGAGUCCAUGCCUGGACCCCAAGCGGGUGGAAGGGAACCUGACCGGGAGGAUCGUGAAGGAGAUCGCAUGCGGCGCGUUUCACUCGCUCUGUCUCACCGGCGAUGGAGAGGUCGGGAACGUCGGGGGUCAGGGGGCGACGGCGACUCCGAUGCCGGUGCCAUUCGGGAGCAAGGCAGUGGCUGUUGCCUGCGGGCACCAAUUUUCCGUCGUUCUCCUAAAUACCGGCGAGGUACAUACCUGGGGAGCAAAUGCGAACGGGCAGCUCGGUCUGAACCACAACAUCGAUCAGCCUUUCCCCUGUAAGGUGGGGAUCGAUCGCGGCGGCAUCUUCGUUUCCCAAGUCGCCUGCGGCCAUGCACACGUCUUGGCUCUGACUGACGAAGGCGACCUGUACGCCUGGGGAUCCGACGACAACGGCCAAUUGGGCGUGGGGGAUAUGGCCACUGGCCAAUUGGGCGUGAGGGAUUGGGCCAUUGGCCAAUUGGGCGUGGGGAAUAGGGCCACUGGCUCGACUCCGACUCCAAUUUCUCGGGGAAUCGGCAGGUCAGUCAUGCUGGUGUGGUGCCUAGUGGGGGUCUAA
Messenger RNA from Darwinula stevensoni, 1241 nucleotides. Lineage: Eukaryota; Metazoa; Arthropoda; Ostracoda; Podocopida; Darwinulidae. The record is from the annotation of a GenBank genome assembly.